AUGAAUUUAAAAAAAUCUGUCGAUGUUCAAUUUGCAUUGAACAUUACUCCAGGGAUUGGCAUCCUAAAGCCUUCUAAUGAACGUUCAUCUUACGAUGAAUUGUCAAGUAUGUGGCCACGGCCGUAUCAAUUAACUAUUAAUGAAAAUGAGUUAAUCAUGCCAGCGUAUAAUUCUCGACGCGCUGUGCAAUAUCGAAAUAACCCAACUUUCUUCUCACCGCCGAGACCCCCAAAUGAAUUCGUUUUAUUUAGGAAAAAUUUUUACGCAAAACUUAAGUCAGACGGACUAAAAGUUGAUAAUAAAAAAAUUUCUGGUCUUGCAUCGAAAGACUGGAGGAAUCAACCUCCAUCC
Molecule: messenger RNA, 351 nt
Organism: Scutellospora calospora
Lineage: Eukaryota; Fungi; Glomeromycota; Glomeromycetes; Diversisporales; Gigasporaceae
Source: the annotation of a GenBank genome assembly